Messenger RNA from Rotaria sordida, 1404 nucleotides. The record is from the annotation of a GenBank genome assembly. NCBI's taxonomy places the organism in Eukaryota, Metazoa, Rotifera, Eurotatoria, Philodinida, Philodinidae.
AUGUUUGAAAAUUAUUUUUCAAAUAAUAUUCAACAAUUUAUUUUAUCAAAUGCAAAUUUACAUAUAAAAUCAUCUAAAGGCGAAACAUUUUUAUUUCAUCUUAUUCAUUUAUAUGAUCAAAAUGAAAAUAAAGAAUAUUUAAUAACAUUUAAUAAUAUACUUAAUAAACAACCAUUAUUACUUUCACAACGUAAUGAACAAGGACGAACAAUUGUUGAUGAUAUUGAAUUAACAUCAUCAUUAUCUUAUUAUAAAUUACAAAUAUUUUAUGAUACAAUUAAAAAUAUACUUAUUGAUCAAAUUAAAAAUAAUAUUAUUAUUGAACGUUUUGUUUUAAAUAGUUUUGGUUAUCAUUUAUUAUUAUUUUUUAAUGAUGAAAAAAUACAAGUAACAAAAUAUGUAAAUGAUUUAUUACGUUCAUUAAAAUUACGACAAGGUUUACCAGCAUUAAUGUAUGACUUUGCACAAGCUAUAGAAGAUGAUGAUUUAGUUAAAAUACAAAAUAUUUUUAGAAUUAAAUCAAAUAUUUAUUUUGCUAAAGAUUGGUCUGGAAGAACAUGUGCACAUUUAGCAGUACUUCAUCAACGUCGAGAAAUUCUCAAUUUUAUUUGUGAAAAUUAUAAUAGUGUAAUUAGUCUAAAAGAUAAUCUUAAUCGUACACCAUUACAUUAUGCAUGUAUUAUGAAUGAUGAAAUAGCAAUUAAUAUUCUUCAACAUGCACUUGCAAAACAAAUAACUGAUUGUUUAAAUUUAUUUCCUGAUGAUUAUAAAAAUAAUCGUGAUUUAUGUUGUGAAGAAUUUUAUGCACAAGAUUUUCCUAAAAAUGAAAUUCAAAAAUGUUUACCAGGUUUAAGUGAUUAUUUAAAAUUAUCAUUUUAUUUUCCAUUAAAAAAAUCUAUUGAAGAAAAUUCAAUUGAUAAUAUUACAUUAAUUAAUAAUGAAAUGAAUACAAUGGGUUUUUAUCUUGAAGAUUUUAAUCCAAAUUCAUAUAUAAAUGAUUGGUUAAAAGGUCAACGUUAUAUACCAUUAUUAUUUGUUGCACUUGAACAUCGUUCAAUAUCAUCAAUUCAAUGUUUAAUUGAAUUAGGUUUACCACCAAUUGGUCGAAUGUAUAUAUCAAAAUCAAUAAAUAAUAAUAAUUCUCGAUGUGUUUCAUUUCGAACACGUGCUGAAGAACUUGAAUGUUUUGAUAUUAUUGAUAUGAUUAAUAAUUUAGAAGAUGAUAAUGAAUUAAAACAUGUUUUUAAACGACAUUUAUCAUCACAUGAAAUAAAUCAUAGUCAAACAUCACUUAACUUAGAAGAACAAUUAAAAAGAAAAAAAUUAUCUCAACAAAGAUCAAGUGUACCAAAACAAUAUGUAAAAUCUGACGAUAAUAAAUCACAAACUUGUAUUUUAUUGUAA